AAAAUACUUUUCAACUGUGAUGUGUGUGGCCCAACCCCUGCUCUUGACAGGAAGGUGCCUCUGCUGCCCAAUGCGCGUUUGAUAUCCCUUUCAUUUCUCUUUUUGUUUUUUCUCCUCCGAAACUCCAUCUUCUUUACAGUGUAAGAAAAAGAUCCGUAAGAAAAUCAUUGGAAACUUACCAGUACGAGUUCUUGACCUCAAGAAACCGGAAAAAUUCGAAGUCAUUGGAAUAAAAAGAAAGAAAAGGGCUUUGGAAGUUGGUUACUAAGAUACCAGAAGAAGAAAAAAUAUUGGGCUUGGCUGGAUAUUGUGCCUCUUUAGCCAACACUUACCACGCGGAGCAGGCCUUACACGCGUGGAAAGCAAUUGCUGAACCAAGCGAGCUAGUUGAGGCCAGAAGGGAUCGGUACUAGUUUAUCGCUGUAGGGAUUUUCAUGGCUUCCACCAGCGUGCAAGGAAUAACCUCAUUUUCAUCUUCUUCUCCUCCACUAUAUAUGUAUGAUGUGUUCCUUAGUUUUAGAGGCAAAGACACCCGGAACAACUUUACUAGUCAUCUAUAUUCUAAUCUGGCACAGAGAGGCAUCGAUGUGUACAUGGAUGAUAGGAAGCUCGAGAGAGGAAAGACCAUUGAACCUGCUCUUUGGAAGGCCAUCGAAGAAUCAAGGUUUUCAGUCAUUAUAUUUUCAAGAGAUUACGCUUCUUCACCAUGGUGCUUGGAUGAACUUGUCAAGAUUGUUCAGUGCAUGAAAGAGAUGGGUCAAACUGUUCUGCCAGUUUUUUAUGAUGUGGAUCCCUCAGAGGUAACCGAGCGGAAACGGAAAUAUGAGGAAGCCUUCGGUGAGCAUGAACAAAAUUUCAAGGAAAACUUGGAGAAGGUCCGGAACUGGAAAGAUUGUCUCUCUACGGUGGCCAAUCUAGCUGGCUGGGACGUCCGGAAUAGGAAUGAAUCGGAAUCAAUUAAAAUAAUUGCUGAAUACAUAUCGUACAAACUAAGCGUCACUCUGCCAACAAUUAGCAAAAAAUUAGUUGGAAUAGAUUCUCGUGUAGAGGUAUUAAAUGGCUAUAUAGGUGAAGAAGUAGGCAAAGCAAUCUUCAUAGGGAUUUGCGGAAUGGGUGGCAUAGGUAAGACGACUGUUGCAAGGGUACUAUACGAUAGGAUUCGUUGGCAAUUUGAAGGCAGCUGCUUCUUAGCAAAUGUCAGAGAAGUUUUUGCUGAGAAAGAUGGACCACGCCGUUUACAGGAACAACUUCUUUCUGAAAUCCUAAUGGAACGUGCUUCUGUAUGGGAUUCUUAUAGAGGGAUUGAGAUGAUAAAGCGGAGGUUACGACUUAAAAAGAUUCUUCUUAUCCUUGAUGAUGUAGAUGACAAAAAACAACUAGAAUUCUUGGCUGCGGAGUCUGGAUGGUUUGGUCCAGGGAGCAGAAUUAUCAUAACAAGCAGAGAUAAAAAUGUGUUUACUGGAAAUGAUGAUACUAAAAUUUAUGAGGCUGAGAAAUUGAAUGAUGAUGAUGCUCUUAUGUUAUUUAGCCAAAAAGCUUUCAAAAAUGACCAACCUGCUGAAGAUUUCGUGGAACUAUCCAAGCAAGUUGUGGGUUAUGCUAAUGGCCUUCCACUGGCUCUUGAAGUUAUAGGUUCGUUUUUGUAUGGAAGAAGUAUCCCUGAAUGGAGAGGUGCAAUUAAUAGAAUGAAUGAGAUUCCUGACUGCAAAAUCAUGGAUGUGCUUCGCAUUAGUUUUGAUGGUCUCCAUGAAUCAGAUCAGAAAAUAUUUUUAGACAUUGCAUGUUUCCUGAAGGGGUUUAAAAAAGAUCGAAUAACGAGGAUACUUGACAGCUGUGGAUUCAAUGCAGGUAUUGGAAUACCAGUUCUUAUUGAGAGAUCUCUCAUAAGUGUCUAUGGGGAUCAAGUCUGGAUGCAUAAUUUAUUACAGAUAAUGGGUAAGAGAAUUGUUCGUUGUGAAGACCCUAAAGAGCCUGGAAAGCGCAGUAGAUUGUGGACAUACGAGGAUGUCUGCCUUGCACUGAUGGACAACACAGGAAAAGAAAAAAUAGAAGCAAUAUUCUUGGACAUGCCUAGAAUAAAAGAGUCACAAUGGAACAUGGAAGCCUUCUCUAAAAUGAGCAGACUAAGAUUGCUCAAAAUCAACAACGUGCAGCUUUCUGAAGGACCUGAAGAUCUUUCCAAUAAGUUACAAUUUCUUGAAUGGCAUUCUUACCCUUCAAAAUCGUUGCCAGCUGGUUUACAGGUGAAUGAGCUAGUUGAACUUCACAUGGCUAACAGUAGCAUUGAGCAAUUAUGGUAUGGGUGUAAGAGUGCAGUUAAUUUGAAAAUCAUCAAUCUCAGCAACUCACUAAACCUGAUCAAGACUCCAGAUCUUACUGGAAUUCCAAAUCUCGAGAGUCUGAUUCUGGAAGGUUGUACAAGUUUGUCUGAGGUCCAUCCAUCACUUGGACGUCACAAGAAGCUUCAACAUGUGAAUCUUGUGCAUUGCCAAAGUAUUAGGAUUCUCCCAAGCAACCUUGAAAUGGAAUCGCUUAAAGUUUUCACUCUUGAUGGCUGCUCAAAACUUGAGAAGUUUCCAGAUAUAGUGGGAAACAUGAACUGUUUGAUGAAGCUUUGUUUGGACGGGACUGGUAUUGCUGAACUAUCUUCAUCAAUUCGUCAUUUGAUUGGCUUGGAAGUAUUGAGCAUGAACAACUGCAAGAACCUUGAAAGCAUUCCGAAUAGCAUACGUUGUUUGAAAUCCCUUAAAAAACUCGAUCUGUCUGGUUGCUCUGAACUUCAAAAUAUACCACAGAAUUUGGGGAACGUUAAAAGUUUGGAGGAGUUUGAUGCAAGUGGAACUUCAAUAAGACAACUGCCAGCAUCCCUUUUUGUUUUACAGAAUCUUAAAGUAUUAUCUUUGGAUGGAUUCAAAAGACUAGCUGUGCUGCCUUCUUUGUCUGGUCUGUGUUCUUUAGAAAUACUGGGUUUACGCGCUUGCAAUCUAAGAGAAGGGGCACUUCGUGAAGAUAUUGGCUGCUUAUCUUCAUUGAGGUCCUUAGAUCUGAGCCAGAAUAACUUUGUUAGCUUGCCUAAAAGCAUAAAUAAGCUUUUUGAACUGGAAAUGCUUGUCUUGGAGGAUUGCACGAUGCUUGAAUCAUUGCCUGAGGUUCCAUCUAAGGUUCAAACGGUAUGUUUGAAUGGUUGUAUAAGCCUAAAAACAAUUCCAGAUCCGAUAAGGCUAAGCAGUUCCAAAAUCUCAGAGUUCGUAUGUCUUAACUGCUGGGAAUUGUACAAUCAUUAUGGCCAAGACAGCAUGGGGUUGACCCUACUUGAAAGAUACCUCGAGGGUUUGUCUAAUGCAAGACCUGGAUUUGGCAUCGCCAUUCCAGGAAAUGAAAUUCCAGGCUGGUUUAACCAUCAGAGUAAGGGAUCUUCAAUUAGUGUGCAAGUGCCUAGUGGGAGCAUGGGGUUUGUUGCGUGUGUUGCAUUCGGUGCAAAUGGUGAAAGUCCUUCUCUUUUUUGUCAUUUUAAAGCCAAUGGAAGAGAUAAUUAUCCGUCACCGAUGUGUAUUAGUUGUAACUCUAUACCAGUUCAGUCAGAUCAUAUUUGGCUAUUCUAUCUAUCUUUUGAAUACCUUAAAGAGCUUAAAGAAUGGAAGCAUGGAUCUUUUAGCAACAUUGAGUUGUCAUUUCAUUCUUGCCAGCCUGGAGUAAAGGUGAAGAAUUGUGGUGUAUGUUUGUUAUAUUCUGUAUGUAUUACACCACAACCAUCUUCUGCCCAUUUUAUUGUUACAAGCAAAGAAGCAGCUUCUUCAUUUAAAGCUUCUUUAGCUUUUUCUUCGUCGUACCAUCAAUGGAAGGCCAAUGUUUUCCCUGGCAUCAUCACAGUCGCAGAUCGAGCCUGGAGAUUGAUUGUCCCAGACAGGAAGGAACCAGAGAAAGUAAUGGCAAUUAGAUCAAGACUCUUUGAGGCCAUUGAAGAAUCAGGGCUGUCAAUUAUUAUAUUUGCAAGAGAUUGUGCUUCUUUACCAUGGUGCUUUGAAGAACUUGUCAAGAUUGUCGGAUUCAUGGAUGAGAUGAGAUCGGACACUGUGUUUCCAGUUUCUUGUGAUGUCGAACAAUCAAAGAUAGAUGAUCAAACAGAGAGUUACACAAUUGUCUUUGAUAAGAAUGAAGAAAAUCUCAGGGAAAACGAGGAGAAUGGACAAAGAUGGAUGGAUAUUCUCACUAAAGUUGAGAUUUCAUCUGGAUCGAAUUCAUUGAAAAGUUUCUUUAUACCUGAGCUGCAGCAGCUGUUCGAGGAGCCGGAGCAGCUGCUCGAGCAGCUCAAUCAUAAGCUGAUGCUUGAUAAGGAGCAGGUGCUCCAGCUGUGCUGGCGGCAGCAGCUCGAUGUGCAGGUGCUCCAGCAGCGGCUUGAUGAGCAGCUGCAGGUGCUCCAGCUGGUGCGGCAGCAGGUGCUCCAGCAGCCACAGGUGCUCCAGCAGCGGCAGCAGAAGCUCCAGUGGUGGCAGCAGUUCCAGCAGGGGUGGCAGAAGCAGCUGCACCAGCGGGUGCGGAUCUGGCAGCAGCACCAGCGGGUGCCGGUCGGGCGGAUCAGGCGGAUCGGGCAGCUGCACCAGCAGGUGCAGAUCGAGCAGCUCGAUCAGCAGCAGCUCGAUCAGCAGCAGCUGCUCGAUCAGCAGCUGCUCGAUCAGCAGCAGCUGCUCGAUCGGCAGCAGAGGCAGCGGCAGCAGCUCGAUGAGCAGCUGCUGAUCAAGCAGCUCGAUGAGCAGCUUGAUCAGCAGCGGCAGCAGCAGCAGCUCGCUGAGCAGCUGCUCGAUCAGCAGCAGCUCAUCAGGCUGCUCCAGCAGCAGGUGCUCCAGCAGCAGGAGGUGCUCCGGCAGCAGCAGCAGCUGCUCCAGCUCCAGCAGCAGCAGCACCAGCAGCUGCUCCAGCAGCAGCAGCUCCAGCAGCAGCAGCUCCCUUGGUUUUGGUCAGGAAUUAACUUGCUUUAGCUUGAAGAUCUUCGUCAGUUUUUGCUCAUGGUUUUGGUUUGAGGUAAUUAGAUUCACAUUUUACUAUGUAUGGAUUUUCUUCUUAAAUUUAGGAUAAUCCCAUGUUUGCGGAUGGAAGGAUUGUUUCCAUAUUAAAACUUUUAUGGUUUUGUGCUCUGGAAAAUUUCAACCAUUAUUUUGGAAUCGCUAGUCUGCCUAUUUUUUUAACUCUA
Populus nigra (black poplar) is the source of this 5188-nucleotide messenger RNA. RefSeq names its product TMV resistance protein N-like. The record is from RefSeq and is a predicted model, not a curated record. Bases 435 to 4976 code for a protein of 1513 amino acids. NCBI's taxonomy places the organism in Eukaryota, Viridiplantae, Streptophyta, Magnoliopsida, Malpighiales, Salicaceae. Gene Ontology annotation, biological process: signal transduction; regulation of DNA-templated transcription; defense response. Gene Ontology annotation, molecular function: sequence-specific DNA binding; protein binding; DNA-binding transcription factor activity. The transcript has 7 exons.